CUGGGGGUGGGGGAGUUCCCUUCAGCAUGGAGUCCAAGCUGGUGUGUAUGAGUUUGCUGGAGUAUCUUCAAGAGCUUCCUCCACUGACCCUCCUGCAGCUGUACCAACACUCAGCUGCAUGUCUGGCCGUGCUCAGGGAGCUACCGGAGUUGUCACGGCAAUAUGCCACUCGGCUGGUGUUCCUGGACCACCCCCUGUCACUGGCAGCUGUCAACUCGUGGCCGCAACUCAACCAGAGGAGUCAAAGUCUGCACCGGUCUGCACUGAGCACACUCCAAUCGCUGAAGGUGGUAGAACAGGUGGGUGUGGCUGGGAGGCAAGAGGGGGUGCUCCUUAACCAAGCCUUCAAGAGCAACAUCAAAUGUCUGCUCUGUGGAGGGGGCACUCCGUGGUUACUGCCUGGAUCAGGUGACGGAAAGCAUGCUCGUGAUGUUAGUUUCCUUGACAACUAUGCCAACACCCAAUGGGAGAAUAUUCUAAAGUACAUGGUCAACGAUGUGUGUGAGGACAUCACAAGAGACACUGUUGAAGUGCUUCAAAGAGCUCAACUUAUGGCAAGUUCGGUCCCAGGUGCUCAGCCGGAGAUCACAACACGUGGAUUUCAGUUCCUACUGUUGGACCGCUCGUCGCAAGUCUGGCUCUUCAUAUUGCAGUACCUAGCACAAGUGGAGUCUCAGGGGAUGAAUAUGGUCGAGUGCCUGACUCUCAUUUUCAAGCUCAGCUUCCUCACUCUGGGAAAGGACUACUCUAUUGAUGGUCUCACGCCCUCUCAACUGCAACUGCUACAGCACCUCAGGCAGUUUGGGAUGGCCUACCAGAGAAAGAGGAGCUCUCGACGUUUCUACCCAACCAAGCUUAUCAUCAAUCUGGUCACAGGUAACGAAACUACUCAAUCUAUUUCCAACCCAAAAGAUGGUUUCGUCGUCUUGGAGACUAACUUCCGGAUCAUGGCCUACACAAGUUCUUCACUCCAAGUGGCCAUUCUGGGACAGUUUGCACAGCUGCAAUACAGAUUUCCUAACCUGGUGGUUGGUACCAUCACGAGGGACAGUGUGCACAAGGCUCUGAUGAAGGGCAUCACUGCAGAGCAGAUUCUCAGUUUUCUCAAGCUUCAUGCACAUCCUGAGAUGCAUGUCAAUCAUCCACUCAUACCCCCCACCGUCAGUGACCAGGUCCACUUGUGGGAGAGGGAGAGAGACCGAUUGGACAUAUCAGAAGGUGUUCUAUAUUCUGAGUUCUUGUCAGCCACCGACUUUGAGACUGUGAGGAACUACGCUGAGGACCUCGGUGUGCUACAGUGGUCUAGCCUGGGCAAGAGAGUGAUGGUGGUGUCACAGAGCGGCCAUGAUGAGGUCAAGAGGUUCUGGAGGAGACAAGCCACCAGAUAGUUACUAACUUGUGCAGUCAUUCAGGCAUGCAUGUAUUGUAUUAGGAUAAAGCUAUCAAGACAAGCCAGCAGAUAAACUAACAAUAAACUUGUGUGGCUAUUCUCAUUCUGUUGUCUUUCACUAUUCCUUCUGUGAAAAUAAUGAUAAA
Molecule: messenger RNA, 1536 nt
Organism: Halichondria panicea
Lineage: Eukaryota; Metazoa; Porifera; Demospongiae; Suberitida; Halichondriidae
Product: general transcription factor IIH subunit 4-like
Exons: 16
Coding region: 27-1388 (453 amino acids)
Biological process (GO): nucleotide-excision repair
Cellular component (GO): transcription factor TFIIH holo complex; transcription factor TFIIH core complex
Molecular function (GO): ATPase activator activity; double-stranded DNA binding
Source: RefSeq, a predicted model, not a curated record